Messenger RNA from Paramecium octaurelia, 467 nucleotides. The record is from the annotation of a GenBank genome assembly. Lineage: Eukaryota; Ciliophora; Oligohymenophorea; Peniculida; Parameciidae.
UUAUGGACAUUCAAGAUAAUUGAUAUUCAUUUUCUCUUUUUCAAGAGAUUUAAAGGAAGAUAUUUUCAAUUUUUUUAAUUAAAUUUAUCGAUAAAUGAAAGACGCAGAAGAUUUACAAUAUGAAAGCUAAUAUAAUAUUAUUGCAAAGAAUAUUUGCGUGUGGUAAUUAUCUUCAAUACUUAGUUAUUAAAUAGAGAGAAGGGUGAAAAAAAUACAAAUUUUUGGUGAUUCUUUAGCCCUAGAAGCGCAAGUCCUUUUUACUUCUUUCCAGGAGAUGUCUCAAACUAGUUUAUUCAAUAAAAACGAAUCAAAAUAGCUCUAAUUGCUUUUUAAGGACGAAGAACAUUUAGAUAAAUGUUUGGACAGAUAUUCAGAAGAAAGGAUCCACGAAUUUCUUUUAAAUUAGUUGCCACUAGGAGAAGUUGUUUUAACUUGAUGAUUAUCUCGUUUUUUCAUUAUAUUUUAAU